Molecule: messenger RNA, 4191 nt
Organism: Triplophysa rosa
Lineage: Eukaryota; Metazoa; Chordata; Actinopteri; Cypriniformes; Nemacheilidae
Product: probable G-protein coupled receptor 149
Exons: 4
Coding region: 350-2533 (727 amino acids)
Biological process (GO): neuropeptide signaling pathway
Cellular component (GO): neuron projection; membrane
Molecular function (GO): neuropeptide binding; G protein-coupled receptor activity
Source: RefSeq, a predicted model, not a curated record
CUCAUUCACACUGAAGCUAUCUGCUGCGCGAGGCGCACACUGAAUUAUAGUAAUCGACCGCGCACAUUUAUCCACACAUGCCCAGAGGAGGAAUAAUAAUGUAACCAUCUCGAGUAACAGUUAGAAGGGAAAUUGGUCCGUUCGAAACAGGAUCCUUGUUGAAAAUACUCGCUGGCUCUUUUAAACACUGGUGUGUUGACCACAAGUGUCUGAAGACCAAUGGAGAACACGCCGCGCAUUGGGAAAGUAUUUGCACCUGGUGGCGCGCAGUCGCUGGACGAAACUUCCACCAUCUCGGUCUGAUCGCGGAAUCCUGUUUGGGGGAAUGAGACGUGAAAAGUUGGACUAAAUGGAAAUGUCGACGAUACAUGCCUCACCUUUGCCUAACAAAACCGACCAGCUUGAGGACGUGGACCCGGUUGGGAGUAACUGGCAGAUUCUCUUCGGUUUGUCUUUUGCGAUUGCCGGUGUCACAUUCAUGGGAGGUUUGUACUCGCUUAUAUCGUUGCUCAGGAUGAGGAGUAAGUCUUCCUUGUGUCUUCUAGUGGCUUCACUGUCCAUAGACGACCUGAUCAGCGUAGUUCCGCUCACUCUCUUCAUGAUCCUACAAUGGAGGAGCGGGGACGCAAACCGGUCGGGGGCAAUGUGCACCUUUUCCGGACUCUUGUAUAUUUUUCAAGGGUUGUCAAGCAAUAUGAAAGCCUGUCUCAUUGUUGUGUACACUUUAUACGUAACGAAGCGCUUUGGAGUAUAUCAGACCCCCAACCGACCCCUCGGGGUGUUUGUGGCUGUCAUCGCAGUGUGGACUGUCAGUCUGGUGGUCAGCGUCCUGCCCGUGUGCGGUUGGGGUCGCUUCGCUCCCGCGUCUCUCGGCUGUCUCCCGGAGAACGACAGCUUCUACGUGCUGCUUCUCUUCGCUGUUUACUCGCUGUGUUUUUGCGGGCUGAUAGUUUGCUGUGUUCCUCUCAUGUAUCAGCUCAUGUGCUCCACGGAGGCCCUGAAAACAUUUUAUCCGAGCUACCUUGAAAUUGCGGGGUCGGCUCCGCUAUGCGAGAUCCCCUCGCUGUCACGGGACAGCUUGGAGAAAAGUUUGGGAGCUUACAAUGAAUUCAACUCGACUACAGACAGUUUCAAGAACAGAACGGAGACAUACACCCUGUCGUAUUCCCCGUCGACUGGUCAUUUUCAAAAGGAUGCGGUCCAAAGUGAAAGACAUUCUCCUGUGUUUUUCUCCCAGAAGCGCUUCUCCAUGAUUCUGGCCAUGGCUCGAAUGGUUUUGUGGAUGCCAAUGAUGACCCAGAUCUUGGUGAGUCACACUGUUCACAUGCACAACUCGUCCCUGGAGACUCUCUGUUUUUUCCUGACCUUGCUCUCCGCGGCGGUCACCCCUGUGUUCGUGCUUUCAGAGCGCUGGAUCCAUCUACCAUGUGGCUGCUUUAUCAACUGCCGUCAGGGCUUGGGAUCCGAGCUCUCCACCGCAAAGAAAAGGAGGUUUGAAUUCAACCUCUCUUUCCAGCAAGGCUACAAUGUUUACAAGAUCUCCAACGCCAAGUCUCCUUCCAUCAAGAAACCAUCGUUUAACAGUUUAUACAGUUGUGAUUUCUCAGAGAGUAGAGUGGAAGUGUUGGACAGCGGUCAGAUCGGUAAAUUCAGCACCACGCCAGCGGAGGACAGCUCCCCCCACAGCGAGAUGCUGCUCGAGGAGAGAGCGGACGGCGAGCCGCAAAGCUCCGCAGAACGGGACGGACCAUGCAGUAUUUCUCCUCAGGUGUCUGCCAGCGAUCGGGAGGAUCUUAACCUAGACAACUCAUCCGUAUUCGACGGUCCGGAGAGGAGGCUGUCCCACGAGGAGUGUCAUAAAAUCGAGCUGACGGACUGGGAGUGGUGUAGGAGUAAAUCAGAAAGGACUCCGAGACAGAGAUCCACAGCUGGGUUGGCCAUACCGCUAUGUGCUUUCCAGGGCACGGUAUCCCUCCAUGCCCCCACUGGCAAAACCCUGUCCCUAUCCACCUACGAAGUCAGCAGUGACGGUCUAAAGAUCUCCCCCAACAAUGCAAAGAAAGUGGAGGUGUACCGCUCCAAAUCGGUGGGUCACGAACCCAGUGCUGAAGAACCCAACUCUGGAAAUGGGGGCGGAGGAGGCGGAGGAGGCGUAGGCGCUGGAGUCGCCGACACCAACGUUAAAAUCCACCUGGAGGUUCUGGAGAUCUGCGACAAUGAGGAAGCCAUGGACAGUGUCUCUAUAGUCUCCAACAUCAGCCAGUCGUCCAUGCAUGCACGCUCGCCCUCACUGCGGUAUUCUCGCCGUGAGAAUCGGUUUGUGUCGUGUGACCUAGGCGAAACAGCCUCAUACUCGCUGGUGAUCCCCACCAGUAAUCCGGAUGCGGACAACAUUAACAUCCACAUUCCAGACACAGUAGAAGCACAUAGGCAGAACAGCAGGAGACAGCACCAGGAGGCUGGUGGUUACCAGGAGGAAAUACAGCUGCUCAAUGAAGCCUAUAGGAGGCAGGCAGGUGACCAGGGGAACUGACACAAGCAGAUACAAAAGUGUACACCAAUUGGCUGAGAUGGCCCGGAAAAUUGAUGGUACUGGAUGGAAUGUUGGCAUGUGAUGGUUUAGGACAAAUAUUAAUAAACAGAAAGUUGCAGGUAGAAGAAAGCAUCCACACCCAAAGAUUGGUUUUCCUUCAAAGGACAACUGUACUGUAAAUCCCUUUGGAUAAAAUGCAGAAAUGUAAAUGUUUAAAGAAUCACAAGACAUACUGUAUGCUGUCAGGCUUUUUACCUAAGCAAGCAGAGGUAUAAAAAUAAGCUCGAAGCAUGAUGUGGGUCUCCGAUUUUGUAACUGCCUUUAAGUGUGAGCACCACAUCUUCAAGGUUAGCAUGCAGCAAGGGCUGGGGGUUUGGAGAAAGAAGUGAUUUAUAUGAGAAAGUACAGAUAAAAUGUGCUUCGGGGUACGACAAAUCUUAGAAUCGGGGAGGCUGGACAGAAAGUGAGUUUGCUCAGAUAUACCCUCAGUUUCAAGCCCCGGGGAAGAUAGAUCAGAAGGUUACGAUGACAACAGAGACUCGCCGUGAGAAGCGAACUGCCGUGGUUUAAAGUAUUGGAGAGUAAGCUGAAGUCCUUAUGCUUCUGCGAGUGACGUAUAGACUGAAAUAAAGGUUAUUGAGGCAUCAGAAAUAGUCAAUCAUAUCUGAUGUUCUGUCAUUUAUUGAAUACAAAUGAAAGUGCAUUGAUAGAGAGGGUUGAGGAGAGAGAGUCGAAUGGAGAAGGACAAUUAAUGUGUAUGUGGUGCUUGUGAGACAGACAAAGGAAGCGCUUGCGAGGGUGUGUGCAGAUUCGGAAGUAAAAUAAAUACAUUUUAGUAUUCUAGCUCAGGCAUAGACCGUAUGGCAUACUGAAAAAAGAGAUGCCAAAUGUGUACAUUGCGAAGCGUUACGUUUUUUUAAACCACAUCGCUUUUACCUUGUGUGUGUAUGUCUGAGUGCGUUUAACUGUAAACUUAGUACAUUAUAUGUGAACAUAAAUGCUGAUCGCUUUGUGUAUGCUUGCUGCCGUAUAUGUACAUCUUUAUUGUUGUACUAAAAGGCUGCACAUGUGCUGCUUUAUCUAAAUUCCUGAAUCUGACUGCUGUGCGAGAGAGAGAGAUCAUGCCAAUGGAUCAUUCCAGAAAUGUAAAAGUGAAUGUGAUGCAUAGGCCUAUUUUAGGUGGUAAUGUGUGUGCAAAUGAAUGCUCAUUUUAAAGUCACUUAGGAUUCCCCCCUCCCCAUUUUCAAUGCACUGCAUUUGCAAUCAGAAAUUUGAGCCAGGCCACUCACUCGCAUUUAAAACAGGCUCUGAAAAUGGAGCAUUCGUGCAUGAUUCAAUAGAUGCCUGAGAUUCUAAGAAAAAUGCAGACUGUGAUGAGUUCGCUUACUUCCAUUUUAGCUCUGCCACAUCAGUAUAACAAUUAUUUAAAAAUGUGAAAAUUAAAUGUAAGGCUAACAUCAUUCAGGCUCAAUGAAUACCUAUUUAUAAUUUCUGACAGACAGUGUUAUUUAUUUAAUAAAUGUCAAAUUAAACUUGUUUUUCAUCUUGUAUAUUUCGAAUAGCAGAUCUUGUUGUAUUUGUUGUCAAACAGCAAAAUAGCUGAGGCAUAAUGCUCCAAAAUAUUUUCAUCUAUUCAAUGUUCUCAUUAAAGAUUUAUU